AGGAAAAACCAGCUUGUGAAUACCAUUAAAUGGGCAUGCCAGUUCUGAUCCGCCAAAAUAUGAACAUGUUGGAUCAUAUGGAAGGAGUGAAGCUUUUAACCCAUCAUAAUGGCAGAGGCAGCAAGCGAGCGGGUCAACACAAAAUGCUCUUUGUUGGCGCUAAAUGGUCCAGAUGUGCUCGGAGGUAGCAGUCGCAGAGCCUUGGAUGAGACGGCCUCACCUGAUCCCUACUCUACUCUCUAGCACGCAGCCUUCUAUUCGAAGUAGAUGUUUCGGAUUUCUUUAUUCUUCACCUGUUUCCAUUUUACCGCCACCGCCUAUUACACAGCUUCCAGUUUUUGCUUAAUUUGACGCCAUAUUCCCCAUUUUCCCUCUUCACUGUGUUUCAUCGAAGAACAAGAAACGCAGUGGGGAUGAGGAAAAAAUCGCUCCAUCCUGUUCUUUCCCACUUGUUUAUCCUCGUUUUACUUCUGUUCUCUGCCAGUUUUUGUUUCGCCAAUCGCGAUAUGGAAGCGCUGUUGAAGAUGAAGAGCGCCAUGAUCGGACCCGGGAGGUCGGCGCUUGAUGAUUGGGAGCCGUCGUCGUCCCCGUCUGCUCAUUGCGAUUUCUCCGGCGUUACGUGUGACGGCGAUCACAGAGUUGUUGCGCUUAACGUCUCGAAUUUUCGUUUAUUCGGCCCGAUUCCGCCAGAGAUUGGGAUGUUGGAGAAGAUUGAGAACUUGACCUUAGUGAGUGACAAUCUCACCGGAGGACUUCCUCUCGAAUUGGCAAAACUCACAUCGCUUAAGAUUCUGAACCUAUCUAACAACGCAUUUCAUGAUAAGUUGCCGGCUGAAAUCACGCUUGGAAUGACCGAACUCGAGGUUUUUGAUGUCUAUAACAACAAUUUCUCCGGUCCGCUCCCGGUGGAGUUUGUCAAACUGAAGAAGCUUAAGCAUCUUGACCUUGGUGGAUGUUACUUCACUGCUCAGAUUCCUUCUGUUUACUCGGAGAUGCAGACGUUGGAGUUCUUAAGCGUGCGGGGAAAUGCGCUUACCGGAAGUAUUCCAGCGAGUUUGGCGCGGCUGAAGAAUCUUAGGUAUCUUUACGCCGGAUAUUUUAACCAUUACGACGGCGGGAUUCCGGCCGAGUUCGGAUCGUUGAGUUCUCUUGAGCUUCUCGAUUUAGCAAACUGUAACCUCUCCGGUGAGAUUCCUCCGAGUAUGGGGAAUUUAAAGCACCUGCAUAGUCUAUUUCUACAAGUUAACAAUAUAACCGGUCGGAUUCCCCCUGAACUUUCCGGUCUGAUUAGCCUCAAGUCACUGGACCUCUCACUGAACGAACUCACCGGAGAGAUACCGUCGAGUUUCGUGGUACUGCAGAACCUCACGCUGAUCAAUUUGUUCAACAACAAGCUUCACGGUCCAAUCCCUGGUUUCAUAGGUGAUUUUCCACAUCUUGAAGUGCUUCAGUUGUGGAGUAACAACUUCACGCUGGAGCUCCCCGAGAAUCUAGGGCGUAACGGAAAACUUUUUCUGCUCGACGUAGCGACAAAUCAUCUAACUGGACUCAUUCCUCCGGAUUUAUGUAAUGGUAGGUUGAAGACUUUGAUUCUGUUGGAUAAUUACUUCUAUGGGCCCAUCCCUGAGAAAUUAGGCCGAUGUGAUUCACUUACGAAAAUAAGAAUUGCGGGAAAUUUCUUCAACGGAACGGUUCCGGCAGGGUUCUUCAACUUCCCGGCGUUGGAGCUACUUGAUAUCAGUAAUAAUUACUUCUCUGGCGCUCUUCCGUCGCAAAUGUCUGGCGAGUUUCUUGGAACUCUGCAGCUUAGUAACAACCAUAUUACCGGGGAAAUCCCCGCCGCUAUUAAGAAUUUAGAAAACUUGCAGGUUGUUUCUCUGGAAUAUAACCAAUUCACUGGGCAUUUGCCCGUGGAAAUAUUUGAAUUGAACAAGUUGCUGAGGAUUAACAUCAGCUUUAACGAUAUUAGCGGCGAAAUUCCGCAUUCAGUUGUUCAGUGCUCGUCUUUAACGUCAAUCGAUCUCAGUGAAAAUCAUCUCGUCGGCCAAAUUCCCAGGGGAUUGUCGAAGCUGAAAAUCUUGAGCGUCCUCAAUUUGUCAAGAAAUCAAGUGUCGGGCCAAAUUCCUGACGAGAUUCGGUCGAUGAUGAGUCUUACAGUUCUUGAUUUGUCAUACAAUAACUUCUUCGGUAGAAUCCCCACAGGCGGUCAGUUUUCGGUAUUCAAUGGCAGCGCCUUCGCCGGAAACCCUAACCUCUGCUUCCCCAGCCACGGAUCUUGCGGAUCUCUACACAAGAAUUCGAAAUCUGUUAAGCUAAUCAUUUCAAUCGUCGCGAUAUUCACCGUUCUAUUAUGCGUAUUCGUCGCAGUUUAUCUCAGAAAGAGAAAGAGGAUUCAGAAAUCAAAGGCAUGGAAACUCACAGCGUUCCAACGCCUCAAUUUUAAAGCGGAGGACGUCCUCGAGUGUUUGAAGGAGGAGAAUAUCAUCGGAAAAGGCGGCGCUGGCGUCGUCUACCGUGGAUCAAUGCCAGACGGCUCCAUCGUAGCUAUUAAACUGUUGUUAGGAAGCGGCCGGAACGACCACGGUUUCUCUGCUGAAAUUCAGACUCUAGGGCGAAUCAAGCACCGGAACAUCGUCAGGCUUUUGGGUUACGUGUCGAACAGAGACACGAAUCUGCUUCUAUACGAGUACAUGCCGAAUGGGAGCUUGGAUCAGAGGCUGCAUGGAGUGAAGGGCGGGCAUUUGCAUUGGGACUUGCGGUACAAGAUCGCGAUGGAAGCCGCCAAGGGGCUCUGUUACUUGCACCACGAUUGUACGCCACUGAUCAUCCACAGGGACGUGAAGUCCAAUAAUAUACUGCUGGAUAAGCUCUUUGAAGCUCAUGUCUCUGACUUUGGGCUCGCCAAGUUCUUCCAGAAUGGCGGCGCCUCCGAGUGUAUGUCCUCCAUUGCCGGCUCAUACGGCUACAUUGCUCCAGAAUACGCGUACACACUGAAAGUGGACGAGAAGAGCGAUGUGUACAGUUUCGGUGUGGUGCUGCUGGAGCUGAUAGCCGGGAGGAAGCCAGUGGGGGAUUUUGGAGAAGGCGUGGACAUAGUGAGGUGGGUCCUCAAAACCUCAUCAGAACUCUCUCAACCGUCCGAUGCUGCCUCAGUAUUAGCCGUGGUGGACUCUCGCCUCGCCGAAUACCCUCUCCAAGACGUAAUCCACCUCUUCAAAAUAGCCAUGAUGUGCGUGGAAGAAGACAGCUCUGCAAGGCCAACCAUGAGGGAGGUUGUUCACAUGCUCUCAAAUCCCCCAAGGUCUGUCCCUGUUCUCAUCAACCUCUAAUAUCAAUCAACCCUUGUAUGUGUAAUUAAUUAGUGUAAUGAGGUGAUUAAUGGUGUGCUUUAGUGUUAUCUAGAUUGUUGAUUAGUGGCUGUCAACAUUAAUUUUUACUUCAAAUGUUAAUAUUAAUGUCUGGGUUUUGAUAUCUUGAUGUUCAUGAUGGAGAAAGGUGUAGUUAAUAAUGUUGCUCUUGAUGAUGUAAUCCUCGCAACUAAAGGUUGGAUCCAAGAGUAGGUCAGAAACGGGAGGCUUGAUAGUUACUAACUACUACCUCAUUAAUCUGCC
Cucurbita pepo subsp. pepo (vegetable marrow) is the source of this 3611-nucleotide messenger RNA. Its product is annotated as receptor protein kinase CLAVATA1. The record is from RefSeq and is a predicted model, not a curated record. Gene Ontology annotation, molecular function: ATP binding; protein kinase activity; receptor serine/threonine kinase binding. Lineage: Eukaryota; Viridiplantae; Streptophyta; Magnoliopsida; Cucurbitales; Cucurbitaceae. Gene Ontology annotation, biological process: protein phosphorylation.